Messenger RNA from Lathyrus sativus (Indian pea), 741 nucleotides. The record is from the annotation of a GenBank genome assembly. Lineage: Eukaryota; Viridiplantae; Streptophyta; Magnoliopsida; Fabales; Fabaceae.
AUGGCAAUGGCUGCUAUUGCUUCCAUUACUUCAAUCAACACUACUUACAAUCACCACACUUGUUUAACCUUUCAACCAAAACAACACCACCAACAAAACAACAUCAGAAUCCAUAGAUUUCGAUGCAAUGGAACAAACCAAAAUCAAGAGUCUCAACCACAGAACAAUGCUUUUCUUAAGGUAGCAUGGUAUAGUUCUGAGCUUCUAGGCAUUGCUGCUUCUGUUUUCCGUUCUUCACCUGAUGAAGAAGAAGCUUCUACUCAGAGACUUCUUGAAACCGUUGAUCGUGUCUCUGUUGUGGACACAAUCAAACAAGACUUCCAAAGAUCUUAUUUUGUCACAGGAGAUCUCACAUUGAAUGCAUAUGAAGAGGACUGUGAAUUCGCGGAUCCGGCCGGAUCUUUCAAAGGACUUCAGCGUUUCAAAAGAAACUGCACUAACUUUGGAUCCCUUUUGGAGAAAUCAAAUAUGAAUCUUAUGAAAUGGGAAGAUUUUGAGGAUAAAGGAAUCGGUCACUGGCGAUUCAGCUGUGUCUUGUCCUUUCCUUGGAGGCCUAUUCUUUCUGCAACUGGAUACACAGAAUAUUAUUUUGAUGCAGAAUCAGGAAAAGUAUGCAGGCAUGUGGAGCAUUGGAAUGUUCCGAAAAUGGCUUUGUUUAAGCAAAUUUUGAGGCCAAGUAAGGGAUUUGGCUUAAAAGAUUAUGUGACUAAGUGGUUGAAAAUUGUUCAGGUGGAUCGGUAA